AUGGCUCCACUCAGAGCAGAAUUAAAGAAACAACACUCAAGAAUGGCCUUUCCAAAAGUAAACACAUCAACUACUACAACAUUCAAGAUUAAGAAAGCACAAAUCUUUGAAGAUAUGGUGUUCCAUAGGGGUGAUCUUGUUGAAGUAGCAAGUAAAGAAGAUGGAUUUCAUGGUUCUUAUUUCGAGGCAAUUGUAAUGUGCCCUACUCUCAACAAAAAUAAAUAUAUUGUGCAGUAUAAGACCCUUUUGAAAGAUGAUCUUUCUGGUCCAUUGAAAGAGGUUGUUACCAUCCCUGAACUCCGUCCAGUGCCACCCCAGAUACCGGCGAAUGGGUUUAACUUUUAUGAUCAAGUUGAUGCUUUUGAUAAUGAUGGUUGGUGGGUUGGCAUAAUUACUGGUAAGAUUGGAACUAAGUAUGUUGUGUACUUUGAAACCUUUGAGGUUGAAUGUGUUUAUGAUGUAAGUGACUUGAGAGUUCAUCAAGAUUGGAUUGAUGGCAAGUGGAUUUCUUCGAAAGAGACUGCAAAGAGUGUUUGA
Messenger RNA from Lycium barbarum (goji berry), 537 nucleotides. RefSeq names its product protein AGENET DOMAIN (AGD)-CONTAINING P1-like. The record is from RefSeq and is a predicted model, not a curated record. The coding region runs from base 1 to 537 and encodes 178 amino acids. The transcript has a single exon. Lineage: Eukaryota; Viridiplantae; Streptophyta; Magnoliopsida; Solanales; Solanaceae.